Molecule: messenger RNA, 313 nt
Organism: Aaosphaeria arxii CBS 175.79
Lineage: Eukaryota; Fungi; Ascomycota; Dothideomycetes; Pleosporales
Exons: 1
Coding region: 86-256 (56 amino acids)
Source: RefSeq, a predicted model, not a curated record
GCGAUAAAAUGGUUUCACUGCACAGUGAGGAUGACACUAAGCCAGCUGGAGGCAUUCUUAGCCUUGGAUCCUGAGGUGCCCAACAAUGUGCCACGCGCAAAGAAAAAUUGCGGCGUUCCUCCAGAGGGCGCAUGGCGGCGGUAAAGGUAUAUGGGCACAAUGGUCCUCGCCACAGACACUACUGAAUGAUGGAAUGAAACCUGAGGAAAAGAGGUUCACGUCAUGGGCAGACAAAGCGAACCUUGUCUUCAGAUAGGAAAUACGACAACCGUCUCAAAUGACUUGUUACUACUCCGUACAAGUACGAGUACAU